This is a messenger RNA of Rhincodon typus (whale shark), 4911 nucleotides long. RefSeq names its product hepatocyte nuclear factor 1-beta. Lineage: Eukaryota; Metazoa; Chordata; Chondrichthyes; Orectolobiformes; Rhincodontidae. Gene Ontology annotation, molecular function: DNA-binding transcription factor activity, RNA polymerase II-specific; RNA polymerase II cis-regulatory region sequence-specific DNA binding. Gene Ontology annotation, biological process: pancreas development; positive regulation of DNA-templated transcription; regulation of transcription by RNA polymerase II. Gene Ontology annotation, cellular component: nucleus. The record is from RefSeq and is a predicted model, not a curated record. The transcript is spliced from 9 exons. The coding region runs from base 389 to 2080 and encodes 563 amino acids.
GCCGGAGUUCACAUUGUGCCGGCUCCUCCAACGCACUCUGCUGCACUCCGUGGCGAUUUGCAUAUCGCUAAGACCUUUUUUUUUGCCCUCCCACAACCAGCAACCACCAACACACAUACACACACACACACACACCCCCAACCCUACAGACUUCCGUCUAUUUGCAUAUUCUUAUAAUCUCUUCUCAAAGAAAGAUCAUGGCAGUUUAGGACAGUCUGCGGGAAACCGAUGAUCCACGCUCUCUUCUUAAAUAAUACUUUUUUGUGUUUCGCAAGGCAGAGGAUCCGAUUGGUCUGUUUGUCUCUCUCUCUGUCUGUAUAUAUUCUCUUACACACACACACACACAUAUACACACACACACAAAAAGCCCCUUUGAUUUAUUUGGAACAUGGUGUCCAAAUUGACAUCUCUCCAGCAGGAGCUGCUCAGCGCUUUACUAAGCUCCGGACUUUCCAAAGAUGUCCUGAUCCAGGCUCUCGAAGACCUGGAGCCCUCUCGUAGCUUCGAGGUGAAGCUGGAGAAUCUGCCCGUGUCCCCGCUCAAGAUGAACGGCUCGGCGGCGGCGGCGGCGGAGAGCAAAGCCGUUUUCCACAGCCUGACCAACGGCCACAGCAAAGGCAAACUGUCCGGGGACGAGGCCUCUGAAGACGGUGACGAUUACGACACCCCCCCGAUCCUCAAGGAGCUGGAGUCCCUGAACACCGAGGAAGGAGCCGAGCAGAGGGCUGAGGUCGACAGGAUGCUCAGGGAGGACCCAUGGCGAGCAGCGAAGAUGAUCAAAGGUUACAUGCAGCAGCACAAUAUUCCACAAAGGGAAGUGGUGGAUGUGACAGGUCUCAAUCAAUCUCACCUCUCACAGCAUCUCAACAAAGGCACCCCAAUGAAAAAUCAGAAGCGGGCUGCUCUCUACACCUGGUAUGUUAGGAAGCAACAAGAGAUUCAGAGACAAUUCAACCAGACUAUCCAGAAUACUGGAAACAAUAUGACAGACAAAAGCAGGCCAGAUCAGCUGCUGUUUCUCUUUCCAGAGUUCAAUCAGCAAGACCAGGGGCAGGGCUCGGAGGUGGGCACUGAGCCUGCUAACAAGAAGAUGCGUCGCAACAGGUUUAAAUGGGGACCAGCGUCUCAGCAAAUAUUGUACCAGGCUUAUGAGAGGCAGAAGAACCCCAGCAAGGAGGAACGGGAGGCACUGGUGGAGGAGUGCAACAGGGCUGAAUGCAUACAACGUGGUGUCUCCCCUUCUAAAGCUCAUGGCCUGGGAUCAAAUCUGGUUACAGAAGUCAGAGUGUAUAACUGGUUUGCCAAUCGAAGGAAGGAGGAAGCUUUCCGCCAGAAACUUGCCAUGGAUGCAUACAAUGUUCAGUCUCACAGCAUCAACCCAUUGCUGUCUCACAGCUCCCCGCACCACCCACAGCCGAACUCAUCCCCCUCGAGUAAGCACGGCGUGCGAUAUGGCCAGCAAGGGACCAGUGAAGUCUCCUCUUCCACAGCAAUCAGCCACCAUGGUAACAGCGCCAUGGUAACAAGCCAAACAGUUUUACAGCAAGUCUCGCCAGCAAACCUGGACCCAAGCCACAGUCUGCUGUCACCUGAUGGCAAGAUGAUCACCGCUACGGGUGGACCUCUGCCUCCAGUCAGCACGUUGACAAAUAUCCACAGCUUGUCACAACCUCCACAUCACAAUCACCAACAAACACAGAAUCUCAUCAUCAACCCCCUCUCUGGAGUUAUGGCGAUAGCACAAAGUAUAAGCACAUCCCAGGGGCAGAGCGUUCCUGUUAUAAACAGCGUGACAGCAGGUAGCUUGGCAGCUCUACAACCUGUGCAGUUUUCACAGCAACUUCACAGUCCGCAUCAGCAGCCAAUCAUGCAGCAGUCUCAGAGUCACAUGUCGCAGCAACCGUUCAUGGCCACAGUGACCCAGCUGCAGAACUCUCACAUGUACACACACAAGCCAGAUCCUCCCCAGUAUUCCCACACUACACGUUUUCCAUCAGCCAUGGUCGUCGCGGACACGGGCAGCAUCAGUGCACUAGCGAGCAUGUCCUCCAGCAAGCAGUGUCCUCUUCAAGCCUGGUGAUGCUCCACUCAUCUCCUCUCUUCUAAUCCUGGGAUAACAGCAUUAAGAAGAAAAACAAAAUGGCUGCCAAAAACCACCUUUCUGGUAUCAAGGGAGACCGGGGAGGGGGGAGGUUUCCAUGGAAAACCUCGCUGAGCCAGCCAGUACAUGGAACAAUUUUACGGAGCUGUCCAAGACUGGCCUCCUCUGUAGCUAAAUUCUUUAGCAGACUGACAGAGAACACAUUGCAAAAGAGAAAAUCUGACCCAAACCGUACCUUGAAAUUCCUGCUGGAACAGUACUUUCCCAUUCACCACAUGUGUCUUGUCUCAGAUUGUGCUCUGGCUUGCACAGACCUCACACAAGAACAAAAAUCAGGAAAGAAUUUUAAAGAAUUGGGGUUUGUCUUAGGAACUCACCUGCGCGGCAAAUUCUUUUUGUUUCUAGAAAAUUUACAGUCAUAACAAAACACCUUUUUAUCUGUUACUGGAAGUUUGAAGCAAGAACACUUGUACAGUUUAAUCAAAUUCGAACUGUGAAUAUUAAAUGAAGGCAGAUUAUAAUUAAAUUCUAAAGAAGGGACAGCCUAGAAAAUGAACAUAAAAAACCUUGAUUGACCUGAUUAAGUGCACUUCCUGGGAUGGGCAACAUCUCCAAGGGAUGCAUUGGCUGCAAGUAAAAGUGCCAAAUGGACCUAGGCGCUGAACAAAUGCAAGGAAGGAAACAGGGUUUCCCCAGCUGGUUUCCAGGGAUUUUGAAUGAUUUUGAAAUGAAUAACCCCCUUUGAAGCUGGGAUGAAACCUGAUUGGUAUUCCUAGGAGCACAGCACUGCCUCAUAAUGAUGGCAGUGAUUUGACAGAAGGAGAAACAGAUUGAAUUCAAUCAACGUUGAACUUCUUAGUUUGAAGGGUGGCACACCUUUGUGGAAAAGGUAAUGACACGGGGAUUUGCAAUGAAAGCAAUUAUUGUGGAGGUUUGAUCAUCAUCCCAAGGCUUUGUCGGUCGAUCAUUCCAGAUUACAUUCACCAUUUUGGGGCUACUGUUCAAUAUUGAUAUUUCCGGAAGGAAUGGGUGGAAUUUGUUCAGGUGUAUGGAUUAAUUAACUAGAAACCAGCCUGUUCGAUAUGUGGUAUCCAGUACUUUCUGCAAUGGUUUCAUAUUCACUGAUGACUGGUAGAUUUGGUGAUGAAUGCAGUCAAAUAUUUGUCCGUUUCCUAAGUACUUUAAAAUCCAAUAAUGCUGUCAACCAUUUCAUUCCCAUGAUGACAUUAGGUUCUACUUGCAAUACAGUGAACAGGUUUUAGACUUGAAUUCCCUCUUUAUCAGUCAUAACGUUGACCAACGCACAGUUGAAUCCAGAAAUAACUCAGCUUGUAGACUAUUUUGCUUGUUUACUCUCCAUGAAGUAUAUUUUACCAUGAACUUUGCCCCAGUAAAGUGGGGAAAGACCAACAAUCAGAAAUGCAUUCAGAUUUAUUCCACUCUUUCUGAAUUUUCUUAGCACAGAUCGGAUCAUUUUCAGAAAGCCAUUUCAGGUGAAUGCAGCAUAGAAUAUUUGAAUGUGGCUGUUGCCAUUCAGUUGUAACAGAAAUGCAAGUGUUGGAAUGUGAAAUUGGUCUGAAUUUGGAUUUCGAUUCAAGUUAACGUUUUUGAUUCUGAUUUUCCAUGGUCAUAUUUAGCACCCUGUUGAAAGCUGUACAAAACAAUUAUUCACAAUCAUGAAUGUCCUCACGCAUCCAAACAAUAACAGUAGAAUUCAAUCCUUCCCUAAAAACAAAUCUACAAAUUUUUGUCUAGUGAGAGUCUUGUGGCGCAGUCGGUAGUACCACUGUCUCUAGUUCAAGCCUCACUCCUGACCAUGGAAGAAAAGUUCACGAUCUAGUUCGAACAAAUCGAGAAUCAGCCAGCUAACCCUUUCAAACCUUCGCCUCUGUCCCACCAAAAGGGAAAAGAAGUGUGCAUAGAGAUACAAAACACACAAACCAUCUCUCCAGCUUGCAGGGACCCCUAGGAUGCUUAAAAUGUUCUACCAGUUUUUCUUUUCAGCUCCCCAGAUAAUGUGACUGCAAGGAGUGAGAUCCCUUGCUGUUGACUGGAAAAGCUAAUGUUACCCAUUAUACCAAAGGACAGGAGCAUUUCCAAUUGUCUGGAACACAUGUGCGUCACAGCAGAAGGUCACAUUCCACCUUUACCUUGCAGCUGAACAGGAUUACACUGAAAUAACGUACAGGCUUCAUCAUCAAGUUGGGGAAGAAAGAUGUUAUAAAUGAUUGUUUUCAAAAGGUGUUAGAGAUCUCAAGUAGAAGACCUUCCUGAUCAGAAGGUCUUGAUUUCAAAGCUUUCAAAAAAACAGUCACUCUGAUACUCUGCCUCAUUUAGGCAGGAAUAGCCAAUGGCCAGAAAGGUUGCAAAUUGUUGUGCUACGAUGCUAAAUCUUAAAAAGAACAAAAUACAAACAUGUUCUGACUUGCCUGCUUCAUUGUGUCCCUCAAAUUGGCCAGUUAAAGCCAGUCAUUAAAGGCUGUCCAUUGGCUAACAGAUAAUUAAAAGCAUUCCUCAUGCCCACUGACCAUGGCAGGAUCUACAGUGACAAAUCAUCGACAUGACGGGGAGAAAUCACUGAAGACGUUUGAGGACAAUAAACUGUGACUUGAAUGAUCCAGCUUCCACAGUUCCAUCUGAGAACCAUUCCCAUUUGUCUCCGCUUCUACUUCUGAAAGCAUCAAAAUGAUACCAUUUUCACAUUUUGCCACUUGGUUUAAAAAGAAAUUAACAUUAAUAGAACAAAAACAGAAAUAGCUAGGAAAGCUCAGCAGGUCUGGCAGCAUCUGUGUAGAGAAAUCAGAAUUAAU